AUGAAGCAGUACGUUGAAAAUAGGCUUGCGCGUGAGCGCAAGCACGAGGCGGAGCAGAAGACAUUGGUGAAAUAUGGCAAGGAUAUGGAGCUCUACAAAUGUCACGGAGAGGCCGAUCACCGAGUCGAGACGCAAAGAAGAGCUCGUGAACUCCAGGAGUUCAAAAAUGAGGUACUUUGUACCUAAGGCGGAUAGCAUAGACAUACACAUAGUCAAUUCUAUUAUCUAAAGCGGAUAAGAAUAUGAUAGACAUAGUCGAUUCUACGAAAGAAGUCUGCGGGCCUGCACCGUCGUAUUGUUCAAUAUUGUUCAUUCUGCAUGAUGUCUUUGGAUCUUGGAGCAAUCAAGACUUUUCCGGUCCAUGUCACGCACUAAAAUUUUCAGGUCAUCACCGAGCACCAGCACGUGCAGACACAGCAGAUAGCGACAAGGAAAGCGAUAAUAUCAAAAAUGGAGACAGAUAUCGCGAUUGAGCUAGAAAAGAGGAAAAGCGACGCUAUCCGGGAAGAGCAAGACAAACGGAGAAUGUUUGAAGGUGUUUAUUCUGAAUGGCCCUGAUUGAUUUGGUAGGGCAAGCAGGCAGUCGUUUUUACGAAAGAACCAACUGUGUUUGAAUUUGUGUGGCGUAGGCUCAGUAUCCUUGCGUAGAAGUAAUAUGCCAGUCAAUAAUGAUUCUGUAAAUCCUAAUGCAGGCAGUGAGGAGUUGCGGGCGAUGAAAGCGAAGUUGCAUCAGGCACAGGUGAACAAGGAGAGGCAUCAGCAAGUAGUUGAAAAAUUGCUGAAGAAGGAGCAAGAAAAACAGGAUGUAUUUACUACUUGCGUACUCAGUAGGUAGAGAUAAGUCAAUGUAGAUUUUUGAACACCGGCGAUUUAUUAGCAGGUGUCUUACUACAAUGUUCUCAUGAUCUUUCUAGAAUGAAGAGUUCUUCGCUAACUCGUUCAGUAACAGCUACUCAUGAGAUUAGGCAUCAUGUAUCAUACAUUCUUUUUCAUUUUUUGUCACACAGGAAGAGGAAAUAGCGCAAUGCAUGGAAUAUGAACGAAGAAAAGCGAUUGAGGAGGAAAUCACGACGAAGAUAUACAAGUCACAACAGAAAGGUACUUAUUUGAACAGUCAGAAUGUGACCCUGUUGAGAUAUAAUGUAAGUAUGUUGAUAAACUAACAGAUGUAGGCAAUAAUGACCGUUCUAUCUGACCUCGCUCUAGCUGCUUCUAGUUAGAAUAGUUUCUCAGCCACAGCCUUUUUUCCAAUCCGUUCUAGGUCAAGCGACGGCGAUAAAUCAACAACAAAUUAUCCUCCGUGAGGAGGCAAAGAAGCUUUCCAAGAUUCAAGCAGACAAGGAGAAAGCACAGGUAUCCACGAUCAAAUAGUAAGUACUUCAUAUCUGCAAUUUCGCUCUUGAUGUGCAUACUAAUCGUAACCAAAAUGACGAAGUAUUUCAUCGACUUGAGGCGACAAUCUGCAAAAUCAAAAAUCUUCAAGUUUCACUUGCUAUUCAUCUAGCUACUAUACGAUAUGAAUUAGGUUGAGGAAAUAGUCGCACAAAUAGCGAAAGAGGAUGCCCUCGAAGCUGAAACUAGACGGAAGAAGCAAGAAGAGACCCAGGCAAUGCUUCGAAGAUUCAUGGUGGAGCAGCAAGAAAGACAGAGAAAAAUGGAGGCGGUACUAAAUAAAUUUUGCACUGUGAUGUAGUUAACGAUGCUCCUUCAUGUCCUGCUAGUUGCAGGAAUUCCCUCGUACUACUACAACAAUUGAGCUUGUUUCUUUUGAUCCGCAUAGCUUGGUGGUGUUUUGACCCGAUUCAAAAAAGCUGUCCGUGUCGACCGAUUUGCGAAUUAUUUGAAUCUCUCAUACUCCUUCGAAUCAACAUACUAGGAAGAGUUGGCAGAAAUGGAAGCGAUCGAGGAAUUUGCGAGAAAGAAGCGUGCUGCAGAGGAGGCGGCUCUAGAGAAAAAGAAGGCUGAAGAAGAGGCCAAGAAGGCGGCCUAUGAAUUGAUAGUAGCAACUGCUGAGGCUAGGAACAAAGAAGCUGAGGAAUUCGAAUACCUCAAAAACGAACUGUACUUCCCUUUGAGAAUUAGAGAAGUUCUAACGUUAUUUUCAUCGUUUUUCUUACCCCCUCCAUGAUACGAAGGAUACUUAGAAGUAAGAAAAAGAAGUCUAAUUUUGGAAGGUGCAAAAGAUGAAAACACUGCACAUUCGUAUACCUUCUAUCAUGAAAGACUUCAGAAUCGAAUGUAUUUUUUCUCUUACAAAAAGAAGCCGAUAAAUGUUAAGCUACAGCAAAGUGCACACAAUAACUUGAGUACUAAUUAUAUCAUUUAGGUAUGCUGAGGAGCUUGAGGCGCAAGAGCGACGGAAAGAGGAGCUUGGUAUGCGCAAGAAGUUGGAGGACCGUGCGGAGAUGUUGAAGGCGUACAACGAUCAGUUGGCCCUGAAGGAGGCCAAGAGACAGCGUGAGGAAGCAGAGGAGGCCGCGUUCCGUGUCAAGUUGCUCGAGAAAUUUGCGGAGGAUGACCGCAUAGAGCUCUUGAAUGAGCAGAAGAAGCGAAUGAAGGUACAAGCGCACAAGCGGGAAGUCGAGCGGCUCAUACAGGUAUUUUUUGUGCUACGUACAGUUUUUUAUGAGCGACAUCGGCCUUGCGUAUUCCACCACUCUUCUACGACUAGAUUCAUUUUCCUAUAAUUUUUUCAACUUUAUAUAUUAGUUUUAGUAUGUUUCUCGUGUGUUUGUCUUUUUGCGGUACAACCAGAAGGUGUCCUCUGUGUUCGUGAGAUGAAGCUUUCAUGAAACAAAGUCAUUCUUGUAGGAAAGUACUAACAUCAUCAUCAUGAAUAGGAGCGACGUGCGCAGUACCAGGCGGAGCGCGACGGCGAGCUGAAGUUGCUCGAAGAGCAGCGACAAAUCCAAGAGGAGCGCUACGUCGAGAUCGAGGCUGAAAAACGCCGGCUCUUGCGCGAACACGCUGUCCAAUUCCGGGACUACCUGCCGAAAGGUAUGUUCAACAACAAGGAGGAUUACGAAUACGUCAUGUCUCAACCAGAACCACAAAACUAAAAAAGGUAAAAACGAUGAUAGAACUGGAGGUACUGGAAGAAAAAGUAGUUGGAAGACGAGGAAAAGGAGGAAGUGGAAGUACUUCUUGCAUUUUUAUGAAAGGUUCGAGAGUACCAGUUGUAGUUGUACUACGUACUAGUACGGUUGUGCCAUGGAGCUGGAGGUGGUUUUUUGGGAGGAGGCUAGACAAACGAGUCUUCAGCUUCUUGCGCCAUCGUUGACUUGGUCGUCUCCUUCUAGGUGGUAGUGGAAAUUGAAUAACCUUCGUUCUCCUAGUAGGAAUUAGACUUUUUACACUGUGACUCACAUUGGGUUCUCUCGAGUCUCAACAUCAAACACAUCGAUCAUGGUUAGCAGGAAACAAAAGACGUCUUGUUCGCAUGUUGGUGUUACGAUUAAUUUGUUAUUCCAACGCGUCGACCACAGAGAGAAGUACAGGAAGCCUUCGCGAAAGGUUAUGCCUGAUAACAUUUUUAUGUGGCGAUCAACAUAUGAAAUACCAACUGUAAACUCAAUGCUGUUUGUGCAAGAAAUGCACAAGCAUGUAUUCUUCGUUAUUCUUCGAUUGAUUCUUCUUCUACAAAUAGAGAUAAGUACUAGUUAUAUUUUUCGGAACUGUAUUGAUUAGAACUUAACGCAAACGCAACAGGAAUGAAAUAACCACACUUCAGAUAGAAGGGCGUGUGCUCCACAUCCAGUAGAUAUUGGAAGUGGGUCGUUUAGAGUUACGCUGUUCACGCGCCAGGCAGUGUUGUUUUGGUACUGUCUCUGUGGUUCGCAUGUAGGUUUAUUGUAAUUCGCAGCUAAGAUGAUAGACAUAGACUCGAUUGGUAGGGUAGCCAGUUGCAAGUUGUGUAUAACGAUUGCGGACAACGAAAAGCUUCGACUUCACGCGCCGGAAGCUAGUUGCCUGUUGAUGAAGAUAAGCAACAAAUAGUCCCAUGCUGUUGCUGAACUUAUCACGCAUUUCACCUAGUAUACGUGUUAGUGGCGCGUUCAAAUGUCCGGGACAAAUGUUUGAUCAGAUCAUUUGUAUGAUGUCCUUAAAGUUAAAAGAACAAUAACAGUAAGCAGCAGGUGGAGAUGUUGUACAACAUGCUUCGCAGGAGAAGUGUUGUACUCAAUCUAUAGAAACAUCCAGAAAGUGGUAGUCGUGUUCCUCGUCCUCAGCAACCCUAAACCCUCUAUUGAUUUGUCUGCUUUCACAAUUGUUAUCCUAUUCUACUUUAGAAAGCUGCG
Molecule: messenger RNA, 4298 nt
Organism: Amoebophrya sp. A25
Lineage: Eukaryota; Dinophyceae; Syndiniales; Amoebophryaceae
Source: the annotation of a GenBank genome assembly